Molecule: messenger RNA, 2930 nt
Organism: Sodiomyces alkalinus F11
Lineage: Eukaryota; Fungi; Ascomycota; Sordariomycetes; Glomerellales; Plectosphaerellaceae
Product: adenine nucleotide alpha hydrolases-like protein
Exons: 2
Coding region: 288-2690 (800 amino acids)
Biological process (GO): tRNA processing
Molecular function (GO): ATP binding; ligase activity, forming carbon-nitrogen bonds
Source: RefSeq, a predicted model, not a curated record
ACCACCACCUCGAUCACCACCACCAGCAGACCUCUUCCUUUCGCUCCUUCUCCACAACAGACAAACAACCAAACACUUACAAACACCAAAGAGACUCUUAAACAAAACUCCAUCUCCACACUGAUUGAAUGAGCGUCGUACCGCGAGUCUUCCACCAUGUCCCCAAACCGAUAUCCUUCGUCGAGUUUUACGAGGCCGUCCAAGCAACAUGUCCUCCGCGUUUCCCAGAGGCAUUCUCGUGCGGUCCCAUGCCUAUAGCUCUCGCCAUAAGUGGAGGUGCCGAUUCCAUGGCCUUGGCCUUCCUCUUCAACCGACUCCGCGAGUUGGAUCCCAACUUCCGCAUCGCCGACAGCAACCUGAACUACAAAAUCAAAGCCUUCGUCGUGGACCAUCGGCUCCGUGCCGAAAGCUCGCGCGAGGCCUCCGCCGUGGCCACCCAGCUGAACCGCAUGAAGCACAUCACGGCCGAAGUGCUGGCCAUCAACUGGGCCAAGGACCUCCGCCACGACCAGUCGGUCGACCUGGAGAACCGGAACCCGGCCGAGCUGCCCAACGUCGAGAGCAUCGCCCGCCGGCUGCGCUACCGCCGCAUCGGAGCCCAGUGCCAGAACUGCGGCGUCAUGAGCCUCUUCACCGCCCACCACCAGGACGACCAGUACGAGACGGUGCUGAUGCGCCUCCUGAACGGCCACGGCAGCCGCGGCCUGCGCGGCAUGCUGCCCGCCGCCAACAUCCCCGAGUGCCACGACAUGCACGGCGUCUACGAGAGCGGCCUCCUCGACGACCAGCUGCGGAAGAGGCCCGCCCUCGGCUUCGCCCCGCGCCGCCGGGAUCGCCGCUCCAUCCGCCGCGAGAUGCGCUCCCAGAUCGACCUCCCCACCUACAUGGCCGAGCUCCGCGCCGGCCAGCAGACAGACCUAGACAUUGCCUACUUUGACGAGGAAUACGAAUACGAAACCCGCACGGGGACCGGGACCGGGACCAGGACCAGGACCAGGACCGCCGUGCCGCCCAUCCCGACCGAGGACGCCGGCGUCAUGCUGUACCGCCCGCUCCUCCCUUUCGGGAAGGACCGCCUGGUCGCCACCUGCGAGGCCAACGGCGUGGCCUGGUUCGAGGACGCCACGAACCGGGACCCGACCCUGACCAUGCGCAACGCCGUCCGCUGGACCUGCGCCCACCACCAGCUGCCCGCCGCGCUGCAGAAGCCGUCGGUCCUGCGCCUGUCGCGCAACUGCCUCGCCAGGUCCCGGGCCCACGACGCCGAGGCCGAGCGCUGGCUGCGCAAGAUGCGCAUCCACGACUUUGACCCCAACGCCGGCACCCUGGUCGUUGGGCUGCCCGACCUGGCCUUGCCGUCGUCGCCACCGUGGAACGGGAGGACGGGGACGAGGAGGUGGCGCUACAGUCGUCGUCGGAGGGAGCUCCGCCUCGUGCACCGCCGCGUCAUCGCCGCCCUCCUGGUUCGACGGCUUCUGGCCUUCGUCACCCCGGAUCACCACCUCCCGCAGAUCGCUUCCCUGAGGAGCCCCAUUGCCCGCCUGUUCCCUUCCAUCGGCGACCCGGCCGAGCUGGCCCGCCUCGACAAGGAGCCCAAGCCUUUCAACCAGGGUUCUGUCCUCUUCAUCCCUCUGCCUUCCGCUUCUUCUUCUUCUUCUUCCACGUCCUCCUCUCCUUCCACUACAUCAUCACCCCCCAAAUGGUUCCUCACCCGCCAACCCUACCCCUCCAGCAAACCGCUCCCCAGCCUCAGCUCCAUCCAAAACGACCACUUCCCGGGCAGCUUCGUCUUCCUCACCUCGCCCUCCACCCAGCCCCGCCCCGAGAUGCCCUGGCGCCGCUGGAACAAGUGGCGCCUCUUCGACGGCCGCUUCUGGGUCCGCAUCCGCACCCGCCACAAGGGCCUCCUGCGCGUCGCCCCCUUCCACCCGGCCCACGCCAAGGACUUCCGCGACGGCCUCGACCCCCCGGGCCGCGACCUCCUCGCCGACGUCUUGAGGCGGUACGCGCCCGGUAAAGUCCGAUACACCCUGCCGGCGCUGUACUCGGUCGAGAGCUGGCCGGAGCGCGAUUCUCCGGGGCCUCUUCCGGGGCCUCUUCCUCGUUCUACGCCCAGGCAGAGGGGCGGGGGAGGUGGGACCACGUCUGGUGGGUGGUUGCAUGCCUCUAGUGGCGACGGCGAGGGAAAAGACACCACCCCCUCCUCCACCACCUCCUCCACCACCUCCACCACCAGUAGCGGCGGUGGUGGUGGUAGCAGUAGUAACAACAACGACGGUCCGCAACAACCUUCCAAAGGGGAGAAGAGACCCCAAAAACACGCCUCCCCCGUGCUGGAGGGCAUCGACAUCUGGCGCGGCGAGAAGCGCAGGAUCAAGCUGCUGGCGCUGCUCACCAUGGGCGUACACCUGCCGGGGCUGGAGGAGUGGGUGGAGUGGGAGGUGCGGUAUAAGAGGGUCGACCAGAGGAUGCUGGAGAAGACCAUGCCGAUGGGGUUCAUGUCCGCGCUGGCGCCGUCGCCGUCGUGGGUGUCGCCGCGUGGGAAGACGACGAUGAGGCCGAGGAGAGCGAGAGCAGUGCGAGGGAGGAGGGCGGCCAGGACGACGAGGGCGAGGGCGAGGGCGAAGGCGAGGGCGGUGCGGGCUCCGGUGGGGAGACGGCGGGUUCCGCUGAGGAGAAGGGUUGCAUGACCUACGUUUGUCUGGAGAAAGUCGAAAAUAGGCAUCUCGUCGGUCGGUCUGCAUCAGUACUUUAGAUACCCUUGUAUAACGCCUGUACAACAAGAGCUUCGCGGCUCCGCAUCCAUAUAGCAAGCCAUACCAUACUACUACAUGCGCGGGCCCCGGGCCUCUAUCAUAUUUCUCCCCGACACAAGUGACCAAGGUCGACACAAGUGACCAAGGUCGACACAAACCGUCAGGAGACAAGAG